AUGUAGGUGAGGCCAAAACACAAGAAAAGGACCAAGCAAAAGGCUAAAUGGCCAAACCAAAAAAACAAGAGAUAAGAGAGACGUCUGGAGGAGCUUUCCAGACAAACUCACCAGAGGGAACCCGGCGCUAUGGUUCGGUAGGGAGGUUUUCAGCCUACGUAGAAGUGAAGAUCAUGGAUCCUGUAACUGGCAUUGCUCUGCCUCCAUGCAAGCAAGGAGAGCUUUGGCUUAGAGGCCCUACAAUCACCAGAGUUGUUGAAGGAAGACCUGUAAGAGAAGCCUGCCUUCCCUGCUGCGGUAUUGGUCUCGGCUGGUUUCUGUACCUGCUCACACUGAAGUCAUAUAUGCGUAAUAGAAGUCGGCCUGAUGGUUCAAUUGUAGAAGGGUGUCUGGCGAAAGAAUAUUUAACUUUCUGCUCGAGGUGCUAGACAUGAGGUGCACUAAACGCACGGCUAGGCGACCGGUAGGUCCUAUAACUAAUGCAAGACCUAGGCAGCCUUAGGUGACCCAGGCUACAACGAGUCCUUCCCAGCCUCCAGAUCCGCACCAGUCAACCUCUAGUGAUUUAAUGUCUGCGAAAAAAAAGAGAGGCCACACACGAUGCCUUGGAGUUAGAAGAUGCGUGAAGGACAGCGAAUUCCUAUUCCCAUCAUCACUUUAGGACAGCCCGUUGGUGACAAUGUUAGCAAGCUGACAAACUUCCUGGGGACAAUAGCAUGCAAUGGGGAAUAUGCACCCCUUAACGUUUUCUGAUUGAAGGGUAGUGCCGGAUGAGAGGAAAGAUGAUAUGUGGGGGCUUGUCACGGUAAUGGUGACAAUGUUUUCUUUUUUUCGUUUUUCAUUUUUCAUUUUUUUUUUUUGUUCAUUAUGUGAUUGUCUGGUUUCAACAUGUGAUGUAGUCGAAGUUUGAGUUUGAUGCAGAUUCGAAGUCUUGGGUGUUGAGGUCAAUUGGUAAAAACUGGAAGGAUUGAAAUAGUGAGCUGAAAAAAAAUCUACAAUUCUACUACUUGCCUCAUGAGACUGACGAGGAGCAACUUGCAGACCUUGAUGAGUGGGUCCAAGAGGAUUAGUGGAAGGCCAUCAUUCAGUUUUGGAAAUCUGAAAAGGGGAAGGUAUGUGAUUAGUAACUACUGAUUGCUUUACGUUCUAGAAUCACAUAACAAUCUUUUGCUCAUAUCUUAUAAUUUGCUCUGUCUGUAUGUCAAAUAUAGACUCAUACUUAGAGAAAUACGGAAAAUCUGGAAAAACAACUAAUUGGCCACGUUGCAGGCUUAAAGUGCUUUGUGCAAGAAGAGAGAAAUUUUGUUAAUCACAUGAUCAAUCAUGUCGGUGUAUUUCUGAUAUAUAACUUUUUUACAUAAUGAUAGAUGAAGAAGAAGGCCAGCGGGAGGAUUCGAGCCGAGCAGAUAUGUUCAUAUUGACUCAUACAUGUAAGAAUGGGAGGCCUGUGGAGGAGGCAACAUGAAUAGAUACAUAACAAUUAGAUACAUGAACAUACCAUUGACAUAUCAUUAUUGUUAAUGAUGCCUCAUCCAUAAGCCUCCCAUUCUUACACGUAUGAGUCAAUACAAACAUAUCUACUCGACUCGAUCCUCCCCACUGGCCUUCUUCCUCUAUCAUUAUUUAAACAAGUUAUAUAUCAGAAAUAGGCCGAGAUAGUUGAUCGAGUGAUUAAUAAAAUUUACAUAUUCUUCACAUAUCUGCGUGAAGCUUUUUGACCCUACAGCGUGGUCGAUUAGUUGUUUUUUUCGAUUCUCUGUAUUUGUCUUAGUACGAGCCUAUAUGUGACACAUCGACAGAGUAAAUUAUAAGAUAUCAACAAAAGAUUGUUGUGUAAUUUUAGAACGUAAAGUAAUCAGUAGUUACUCAUCACAUACCUUCCCCUCUUCAGAGUUCCAAAACUGAAUGAGGGUCUUCCACUGAUCCUCUUGGACCCGCUUAUCAAGGUCUGCAAGCCGCUCUUUGUCAAGCCUCAUGAGGCAAGUAGUAGAGUUUUUUCAGCUCAUUCUUGCAAUCCCUUCAUUUUUUACCAAUUGACUUCAACACUUACGACUUGGCAUCUAUGUCAAAUUCAAACUUGGACUGCAUCACAUGUUGAAAUCAGACUAUCACAUGAUGAACAAAUUUUAUUUUAUUUUAUUUUUAAAAAAAAGGAAAAACAAAAAAAAAAAAAAAAAAGAAGAAACAUUGGAAGAUUCAUGGUUGUUCACCUACCCUCACCGAAUUAAAAACAACAAAAAGCCUUAUUGUGUGAGUGGUGAGGAGUGGAAGAUUCACGGUUGGUCACCUUUCAUCGGCAUUAAUGGCAGAUGCAUCAAGUAUGGUGACAGGCACAUCAUUGGUUAUCGAACUCCCUUUCCAUCUUAGAUCUGGUGCAUAUGAUUCUCGAAUUGCAGCAUAUGGAUUAUAUUUGGUAUUAGAGUGGGUUAUGAGUCGGAUGAUCCAGUUUUUAGUGUUUUCUUUUGGCAUUUCUACCAUUAAUUUUGAUAACAGUUGCAAAAUCUGAGUCUUUUAGCAAAAAAUCCAAUAUCAUGCUUUAUUGAACUGACUACAAGAUUACAUUUGGUUUCAAAGCAGGUUUUGCGCCGGUUAUUUCAGUUA
This is a messenger RNA of Magnolia sinica, 2601 nucleotides long. RefSeq lists its product as uncharacterized. Lineage: Eukaryota; Viridiplantae; Streptophyta; Magnoliopsida; Magnoliales; Magnoliaceae. The transcript has 6 exons. The coding region runs from base 48 to 428 and encodes 126 amino acids. The record is from RefSeq and is a predicted model, not a curated record.